AUGAUGAUGUAUUUAAAUGAAACAAAAUAUCCAUUUUAUUCGUAUACUCCAUCCCGAUAUGCUGCUGGUACGUGUGCCACAAUUGUAUAUAUCUCAUCAAUUGCAUGGCUUGCUCAAUCAUUAUAUAUAAAAUGUCGUCCAUUUCUUUUAUUUUUAUUUGUAUUUGCUGCAUAUUUAACAACAUUUAUCGAACUUAUUUUACGUGCUACAUUAAAUAUAAAUAUAUUAAAUACAAAAAUAUUAUAUAAAAUGACAGCACCAUUAUUAAGUUUAUCUUCUCGAUUUUUACUUCUUGCAAAUUAUUAUUGUUUAAUUGAAUUACGAGGAAAAAAACCACGUGAUAUGUUCGAUCGAGUUAUUGGAAUUGUUGUUCCUAUUACAGCUGUAACUGCAGAUUUACUUUUAGCUUUUGCGAAUGAAUUAUCAUUUAAACCUAAUUAUCAUUAUUUAAGUUUUCAAUUUCGACAAAUACCAGCUGGAUUUAUUCUUGGUCUUGCUUUAUUCUUUUAUAUUAUUCGAUGUUUAUCAAUACCAAAUAUUCGUCAUCCUUAUAUUUUACCAUUAUUAACAAUAUCAAGUACAUGUGUUUUAAUUGAUGCUAUCUAUAUUCAAGCAAUGUCAAUACCUACUUUAUUCAUUGCCCUCACUCAAAGUGAACUUUGGUUUUAUAUAUGUCAUUUAGUACCAAUUGUCAUUACUCUUAUUAUGUGGUCAGUUUUUCAUCCAUGGAGAUUAUUGAUUUCAUCAAAACAAGAUAAUCAACAUUAUGACGUUCGUCUAGUAAUACUUCGACGAACAGUAUCAUUAUAA
Messenger RNA from Adineta steineri, 810 nucleotides. The record is from the annotation of a GenBank genome assembly. Lineage: Eukaryota; Metazoa; Rotifera; Eurotatoria; Adinetida; Adinetidae.